This is a messenger RNA of Mizuhopecten yessoensis (Yesso scallop), 7892 nucleotides long. RefSeq names its product F-box/WD repeat-containing protein 7-like. Gene Ontology annotation, molecular function: ubiquitin binding. The coding region runs from base 121 to 2484 and encodes 787 amino acids. Gene Ontology annotation, cellular component: cytoplasm; nucleus. The transcript is spliced from 14 exons. Lineage: Eukaryota; Metazoa; Mollusca; Bivalvia; Pectinida; Pectinidae. Gene Ontology annotation, biological process: proteasome-mediated ubiquitin-dependent protein catabolic process; ubiquitin recycling. The record is from RefSeq and is a predicted model, not a curated record.
UCAUGAAAGCAAGAUGGCGAGUGGCUGAAAACAGUUUCUCUUCUCAGAAAAAAUGAUUUGCAGAGGCAAAUACGAUGAAAUGAGAUGUGUGCCUGAUCUCUCGUCGUUUGUUGUGAGACCAUGGCCAACAAAAAGAUCGACAUAAAUAGGUGCAGUGUAGAGGACCUUGAACAGUUACCAGGCAUUGGACGUCAUAAGGCUGAAGCUAUAGUAAAACAGAGGAAGGCUAUUCGAGGGUUUAGCUGUGUGAAUGACCUCCACAACAAAGUACCGGGAGUAGGGGCAUCAACAGUUGACCAGAACCGGGCACUUCUUGUCUGUGAAGUGACGACACCCAGAUCAAGGAGAACCAGCAGAGGUGGCAGGAGGACGCGUCAUGACUCAUCUACAGCAGCAGGGCCAGAGGUGGUGACUCCUUCCCCAAAACCAUCCUCCAGUGGAGUGACUCCACGUCUGGGGUCUCGCCAGGGCCUUAGACAGCGGUCCCGGGGAAGCCUUGUCCUGCCUGAAGUAGCCACCACAAGUACUGCUGCUGACAGUGUGGCAAGCCUCACUCCCAGGCAUGACGACACAAGUCGCAGUGCUGUAUUGGACUCGCUCAGUGACAGCCACAUGAGUGAUGAUGGAGGUUCUGGGGAAGAAGAAGGUGGCUCUGAUGAUGAGGAUGCUGCUGAGGAUGAUGAUGAUGAUGAAGAGGAAGAGGAGGAGGCCUGGUUUGGUGAUACAUUAUCAGACGAUGAGACAUCCCAGGAAAACACCACAUCAUUCCCAUUUCUCUCCGCCUCGUUACCUGUGUCCCUGGCAGGGUCAUCCUCCACAAACUCCGCCCCUGGGCCGUACCGCUCGCGUAUACCUAUCCCUAUCUCAGGAUCCUACGGCAAACACAUUAUGAAGCGCAAGUGCAGUAGCAGUAGAGACGAAUUAGUUCAAGGGAAACGUAUGCGGACAACGGACGAUGUCAGUGCGUUCUCUGUACUGAUGAUGAAGACCGUUCGUCACCAGUACAAAAGCGGUCAUCGACCACGUAUCCCAUCCAAGGAACAUCCACCUGCCAGACUGGCAGAAUGGCUUCAGAUCUUUCAGACAUGGAGCAAUGCAGAGCGUAUGAUGGCUCUUGAUGAACUUAUAACCAUUUGUGAACCGACUCAAGUUAGACAUAUGAUGCAAGUCAUUGAGCCCCAGUUCCAAAGAGAUUUCAUUUCCCUGCUGCCAAAAGAGUUAGCCCUGUAUGUGCUGUCAUUCCUUGAACCUAAGGCGCUACUGAAGGCGGCCCAGACAUGUCAGUACUGGCGCCUGCUGGCAGAGGAUAACCUUUUGUGGAGGGAGAAGUGUCGGGAUGAGGGCAUUGAUGAAAAUUUAGUUUAUGGACCCAACAGGAUACGGCGCAAGCGCUGUCCCUGGAAGGCCUUAUACAUGAGACAACAUCAAAUUGAACUGAACUGGAGAUGUGUAGAACUACGGCAACCCAAAUUAUUAAAAGGACAUGAUGAUCAUGUGAUAACGUGCCUGGAGUUCUGUGGGAAUAAAGUUGUCAGUGGAUCUGACGACAACACCCUCAAAGUAUGGUCAGCCCUAACAGGAAAGUGCCUGAGAACGUUAGUCGGCCACACGGGUGGGGUAUGGUCAUCACAGAUGUCUGGUAACAUUGUGAUCAGUGGGUCAACAGACCGCACACUUAAAGUUUGGAAUGCAGACACAGGAAACUGUAUACAUACCUUAUAUGGACAUACUUCUACAGUGCGGUGUAUGCACCUCCACGAUAAUGUCGUUGUGAGUGGGUCGCGGGACGCCACACUACGAAUGUGGGAUAUUGAUACUGGUCAGUGUCUGCAUGUCCUCAUGGGUCACGUGGCAGCAGUACGGUGUGUCCAGUAUGAUGGUCGUCGAGUGGUCAGCGGAGCUUACGACUACAUGGUGAAAGUCUGGGACCCGGAGACAGAGACUUGUCUACACACACUCCAGGGACACACCAAUAGGGUGUACUCUCUACAGUUUGACGGUAUCCACAUAGUGAGUGGUUCUCUGGACACAUCCAUACGUGUGUGGGAUGUGGAAACAGGAAACUGUCUACACACACUUAUCGGCCACCAGUCUUUGACCAGUGGUCUGGAACUCAAGGACAACAUUCUCGUGUCCGGUAACGCUGACUCUACAGUCAAAGUUUGGGAUAUCACCACUGGCCAGUGUCUACAAACAUUACAAGGCCCAAACAAACAUCAAAGUGCUGUGACAUGUCUGCAAUUUAACAAACGCUUCGUCAUCACGUCCUCGGAUGAUGGAACAGUGAAAAUAUGGGACCUUAAAACUGGAGAAUUUUUACGCAACCUAGUGGCUCUAGAAAGUGGGGGGAGUGGGGGUGUUGUGUGGAGGGUCCGGUGUAGUAAUACUAAACUUGUUUGUGCUGUAGGCUCUCGUAAUGGUACGGAGGAAACAAAACUGUUGGUGUUAGACUUUGAUGUUGAUGACAAAAAAAUCAGUGUAUGAGUUUAAAAUCCAUAUAGUGCUGCAGAGAAUCAUGCCAAAAGGACCUGGAUUGGGAUGUUCUCGUAAAUCUGUGGAGUAUUCUUCGGAUACAGUGUUAAUUUAAAUGUUCUUGUGAAUCUGUGAUCUAGUGGAACAAUGAGGAUAGGCCGUCGACCAUCUUUGUGAUAGUAAGAAGUUAAAACUGCAGUGCAUGUUAAUGAAUUCCCGGUAGUAUCAUGAAAGGAGUAAGUUGAACCCACCCCAGAAAUGCCAAAUAGCUGGCAGUUCAACUCCAUAUCUACAUGUAGGCUGGUCAGCCAACACCAUUAUGGUGAUGUGUUGUAAUGGUUAGAAGCAUGUGUUUGCAACAUGAGUGUGCAAGAUAAAGGCGAAUCAAAAGUUAAACUUUUCAGAGUAAUAAUUGUAUUAUUUUAAAACAAAAAUACACAUCAGUAGACUAUGUUGGUUAAUGGUUUUAACAAAUUGUGAGCAAACCACGUGUGGCUUUAACUAGUAGAUGUAUGUGUCUGAUUUGUAGGCUGGGCAGGGAAAAUGUUCAUUUCAGUUCUUUACAGCACAUAACCUACAGUCAAAUGGUAUAAAUAUUCUAGUGUUGACAUGCUAUUUCUGUAAAAUUUUAUACUUCAUGAAAAAAAUAUUGUGAGAGUACAUUCUGAUUAGCUGCAAAUCUGGAUGGGAGUCUGUGAAUUCAAAAGUGUAUGCAAAUUCUGACAACACAUCAUUUUGAUAAUUUGAUUAAAACCAAUGAUAUGUUUUUAACAGUUCCAUUAAUCCUUAGGUUAUUUCAAGCAAAAUCAUGGAAUAGUUUUUGGUCACAAUAAUGAAAAUCAGCAGGUUCAUUAUAAGAAAGAGUAACAAGUAAAUAAUAUAAAAGGUCCAUUACUGGGGUAACAAACACAUUGACAGGUCCACUAUAUAAUUACUGGGGUAACAAACUCAUGAAUUGGUCCAUCAUAAAUGGGGCUACUCCAGCCUGGGACCACUUUGUUUGAUGUCCGUGGGUAACAACUCCUGACUAGGAGACAUGACUACAGCCUAUAUUUGAGCAUGAUAUUUCAACAAGCAUGUUCUUCACUUUUUUUUUUUUUUUUUUUACUGAAUAUGUACUUGAAAACAGAGUUAAUAAAUGUAAAAACGAUAUGGAUGUGGCAGGAAUGGUUUAAAAGUGAGUGCUGGUAUUUUUGUCUCGCCAAAUGAUUGGUCGAUAUUGUGAAAUUUAAUCUAUGUGGUAACAUGAUAUCAUGAAUGUUUAUAUACAUUUAUAAGGACUUGUUGAGCAUAUUCUCAGGUGAUCUCUAAUUGUAAUGCUCAUUCUUCAUCAUUUUUAGUAACACUUCUAUAAAUAAAAGUACAAGUAUCUCCUGUUGGUUAUAUACAAGUUGCUUCAUCCUUCAUAUACAUUACUGAUUGGAUGUGAUUGCAGAGCUACUAACACAGUCUGGAAAAAAUUGACGAUUUGUUAUCCAAGUAUUUGUGUCGCCUGCAAUGCAUAGGUAUUACUUUGUGGGCGGCGUCAGUUGCGUCGUCCUAAACAAGGUUUCCGUGCGAUAACUUUAGUUCCCUUAGGUUGAUUGUUUUGAUGACUGUGUGAUGCACCAUCUGUCAUCUUCCUUAGAAGAGCUGUAUUUUAGGUAUCAUAUAUAUAAUUACUGAAUACCAGGAAAUAUUUGCCACAGUUUAACGGUUACCUUUUUAAUCUUACUUAAUAAGAGCAGAUUUAUCAUGAUGGCAAAUAUUAGUACACCAUAUACAAUGUAUUGUAUUAAAGUGUUUGUGAACGGUUAAUAUUGACCGAAUUGCGUGAAAGUUUCUCAGUGUACAGUACUUGACUUACUAUUCCUCAUACAACACUGGUAGAUUGCAUUGCAUGUAGUUUAAAGAAAUGGUCUUCUUUGUGAUAAACUUCGACUGCAAAUUUGAAUCUAAAUGUUGAAGACCCCGACUGGAAUAUUUCCUGAUACCAGCAGUUACCCAGUACUGUGCCUUCAGCUACUUUCAAGUGACAUUUCCCUGACCAUGCAUUUUUAAUAAUUAUUCAUCAUAUGCAGAUGUAGGCAAUGCGAAACUUCUAUUAUCAGAUGUAAGGAUGUGAUUGGUAGACAGGACAGGUCAUUCUGUUACUAUACUUUUAUUUGAAAACUCACAGCAGGUCAAUUACAAAACUUGCCUGAAAUCUGAAAAUGGCUGUCUUUUAUAAAUGCACUGCCGAGCUGAUGUAUUCUGUUGACUCAGUAAUGGUCUGACGUGUAAGUUAGGUGUGGCUGUAAGUUGUACGUUGUCUGUGUAUCUCCAGUGAUAUUGUAAUCCCUACUAGUCAUACUAAUCAGUCAAACCAUCUGUGUGUGUUCCUUAUCUUUUGUUCACCUUUCAUUCUAUGUAACAGCUUUCAGAGAUCCACUCUACUACACACUUGUGUAAAGGUAUCCUGUUGUGGUCAGUCAGAGAUCCACUCUACUACACACUCGUGUAAAGGUAUCCUGUUGUGGUCAGUAUUGUCUUAGCAUUGGACAACGUUUUGCACAGAGCAAUGUAUAACAUCUCAACAAGUGGAAAUAAUGUUAGAAAUUGAAGUAAAGUGUGGGAUCAAGUUUGUUGGAUUAGUUUUCGGCUGAUCAGUCAAAUUCCACUGUACCGCAGCAAUCAUCGGAAACACAAGUAUUUUAUUUUCUCAUGAUGAUGUUAACAACCUCAUUUCCUUGUGCAAUUUAUUUUUAAAUGUUUUGAUUGGCUUGGUGCCUUGUGUGUCACAAAUAAGUCAUGGAUGGAAAUUGUUUGUAUAACAGCAGAAAGCCCUUUGCUACUGCCAAGGUAUCAAGAUUUUAUGGAAAGUGUCUGUAACAGAGUAGGAAAUUUGUUCUUACUUCCAAUUUUUCCGGAAGAAAUUUUCCCAUUCUAGAACUUCCUGUUUUAAUUUGCAUGUUAUAGCAUGCAUCAUACUUCAGAAUUUGUAAUACUGGUUUGAGAACUCACUGUUGCGAUGUCUUCAAACCUUAGGGACAGGACACUCCGUCAACUGGUUGAUUUCCUGGUUUACCAAUGGUAUACACUUUAUUUGCUGCAGAAAGUUUGUUUAUAAAUUAAGAUAUUAUGAUAUUGUAAGAUCAGUUGUAAGUGUGUGUAUGUGUGUGUGAUUGCAAAUCAUUGCAGCAGGUGCUAUACUUUAUCACAUUUAUAACACGUUACUCAAUCCUCACAGACAUUUGUGAUCGUAUUGUCUGGGUUAUCACCUUUAUGUGUUACUCAAUAACUUUUACAAUUUAUUGGCAUUUUCUUUCUUUCAAAGAACUUCAACAAAUUUUGUUGACCAUUGUGAUGUCGGAUAAUCUCCACACUUUAGCCUCAAAGUGGCGUUUGUAUGGAGUUACCUAAAGCUUGUGACAGAUGUAGUGGUUAUCUACCCUUUUAUGUGAGCUUGUUCUCCGUGUGUCCAGCGACAUUUUGUAUAUAAAGGUGACUUUAUCAAUUUGUCUCUGAAGUGAUGUUUGAGUCUGUGAAGUUAUUUUCCCCCUGAAGUGAUGUUUGUGUAUACAAUGUUAUCUCAAUCCCAGUGUCUGUGUGUGUCAUUGUAUUUUAAGGUUGUCUACCCAUGUGUUUCCUGGGUGGAGUUUUUGAAUUAUGGGUUAUCUCCCUUACCUGCAUUACUACAGGUCGAUUUAUAAUAGUGUACGUGGUAUGUAUGUUGUGAUCGUUAAAUGUGUUGUGAUUUCAUUGUGUACAUCAAUGUUCCUUCAGGUUUUUGUCAUACUAUAUAGUAUUUGAGUUUUUUGUGAUUGAUUUUGGAAAGUAUGAAACCAAUAUAUGGGAGAUAAUGAUAAGGGAGAUGAUGGAUAUAUAUAUAUAUUAUUAUAUUAGAGGAAAGACUAACAUAGCCGAGGUGGAACACACUGGUAUAUCUACCAGGUAGGUCUGAGUCUGUAGUGCAACAUGUUGACAGGAGAGUAACCAAAUUUUAAAUAUCAUCUUCAAAUAACCAACCAUGUGCCAGUGUAUUGGUUUGAUAAUCUCUGUACAUAUGACUAAGUGUAUGACUACAUGGGUAUUGUGCAUGAAUGUGUGAACAACUGAGGUUUCAUAGAUUACUUAAACAGGAAAUAAUAUAGUUUAGUAUAUAAAAUAUACUUGAGGAGAAAGACCAUUGAUUUUACUUAUAUAUUUAUAGCUAACUCCUAUUUGUGAGUAACAGUCACCAUCCCUCAUAUAUGUAGUACUGCCUGGUACAUAGUUGUAUUCAAUAUGGUAUUUGACUAGUCAAACCACUGCACAACUGUGAGUAACAUUAUUUGCACUUUUAAGACUUCAUAAAAUAUUUGUCCAAGAGAUAAUUAAGAAAUAUCAAUUAAUUUAUUUCAAUGUAUUGAAUGUGGUUAAGAAAUUUCAAUUAAUUAAUUUCACUGUAUUGAAUGUAAUUAAGAGAUUUCAUUUAACAAAUUUCACUAUUCUGAAUGUAAUUUCAACAAAUUCUAUUCAUAAAUAUCACCAGAAUGCAAUUUAAAAGUUUGAAUUGAAUUUUUCAUGCACACAAACUUGUAAAAAAUGAUAUAAAAAAAUGAAGGUGAAGUAAUUUAGUGAAGGCAAGCAUGUUUCACUUGUAAUCUAUAUAUAUUUAGUACACUGAUUGUGAAUGUGUCCAGUUCCUUCAAGUGGCACAGCUCCCACUGAUGAGAGUUAUGUUACAGUGAUAUAGACGAGUCCUGAUGGUUCUGUGUGUUGUUUUAGCCCCUACUCACUUCUAACUAAAACAGGGAUGCUUAGUAUCACAUGAAGGAACUGUGUUGGCCACUCCACUCCAGAGAGUGACUAGCAGGGAAUGGGAUGGACUGUUUGGUGUGUGUGUGGUGUAUAAAAUGUGUACAUGUGUGUGUAAUGAUUGUGUGAUAGUGUACAGAUGACAGUGUCAGUGGUCAUAUCUGGUGUGGAUCCAGGUGGGGCAUCCACAUCACUCCUCAUCCCUUAUAGUCUAUCUGGAGUUAUGUCCUCAUACCCCUACCCCCUCCAAUGAGAUUUGUUUGGAGGGGGGUUGCUAUUAUCAUGAAAAAAAUAAUAAUAAAAAAGUGUGGAUUUGUAUUCAGAUGGAAAACUUUGGUUUUAACUUCAUAUCAGUAUUUUUUGCAUGAAGAGUGCUGAUGAAAAUUGUGGGUGCCCUCCUACAUAUAUAAAAUCCUAGAUCCACUCCAGUAUAUGACAGUAGCUGUAGCCAGAGAGGUACGUGAUACAUGUACUCUGGGUUUUCGCUGUAACAGUGAAUGAUGUGUAGAUUUAUAAAUGUACAGAUGUAAAAUUGUUGAGAAUACUUUGAAUGACGGAGAGUAUGUUAAAUAUAUUGUGUGGUAUCCAACUUGUACAAUAACUGUAAAAGGUAUAUGACACAGGAAAAACGAUACUGCAGAAUAAAAGUCACAACAAACACA